UUUUGGGAUAAUUGCAGAGUUGGUGCGCAUGCGCUUGAAUUAAAAACGUCUGCUGCAGCACCACAGCUGAGCUAUAAUUAUGGAGGUACACCCCUAGCCGUACGUUUUCGGUGGACUUACCCAAAAUAGUUUCAACCCUGAAGGAAAACAUGAAUAAUGUUUGGUGUUUGGAAAUUUCACGGUCAGCACUGUUUUUCAUAAUAACGACGUAAAAUGCAGGUUAUUUAUUGAGAACGGUGAUACUGCUAACGUAAAUCAUGAAAGCCCAUGACAGAAAUGACGCUACAAAAUGAGCUUUUCGUCUCGCACCAUCGUCUGCGAAGAAGUGUUUGAUGAAAAUAGUGCUCCGCUUGAAGAAGAAGUGAAGGAGUAUGCGUGCAGGAUCGGCAUUGACCCGGACUCGGAGCCCCACCUGCUGCACUACGCCAGGGAAGGGCUCAUGCAGGCGCUGCCCGCCCAGUGGAAGCCUUGUUUUGACAAGAAUGUGCAAGCAUGGUACUACUUCAACUCGGCGACGCGGCAGUCGCAGUGGGAGCACCCCCUGGAUGGCGUGUACCGCUCGCUCGUCAAGAAGGCCCGCUCGGAGAGCAUCAGCUCCGCAGGCGAAGAUGACUCGAAGACUUCUGCGAAGGAAGAAUUGAAGAGUUACGAAGAGCCAGCAGAUCCGUCCGUGGACGCCACCUCCAGGACCAUGGACAGUUCGAAGUCAAUGAGUCUGAGGAAAGCUAAUAUUCAGUUGAACCCGUUGAAGAAGUUCUCCCCGACGGAGCCGGCGUCCAGGCGGGGCCGGCUCCCGGGGGACGACGCCAGCGCGCCCGCGCCCCCCCGGGUGGACCUGACGGUGAGCACGGCCGCCCUCUUCGAGGCGGAGCUGCGGCCCAAGAAGGAGAUCCCCAGCCCCACGGCGCGCAUCGACAUCGACAAGAUGACGGUGGUGGACGCGGGCGCCCGGCGCGACAAGCUGCAGUCGGCGCAGGAGAAGCACCCGCGGGGCAUGACGGGCCGCGGGGAGCUCACUCUCACGGGGGGCGGGUCCAUCUUCCUGAAGUCGCGGGACCGGCCGGAGCCGCAGUCGCCCGGCCAGGCGCCGGCCCCCACGCCCGCCGAGGAGGGGGACGGGCAGCCCAGCAUCGAGGUGGUGUGCUCCCAGGACGGCGGCGACAUGCCCAAGGGCAUCCUGCGCGACCAGAAGUCGGCCCCCGCGCGCCCGCUCUGGGACGUCGACCCGCACCUCAUGUCUGCGGAGGAGAAGCAGAUGUGGCGUCGUCAGGAGCUGGAGGAGGAACGCAAGAGCGUGCGCUUCAACCUGGACAAGGCCCUCGACAUCCACUUCACCGUGUCAGAGUCCGACCGCUCCGACCGCUCCGACCAGGAGGCGGCGGACGAGGUCGGGGACGAGGACUGGAUCUCGGACGACGAGGACCUCGCGCAAGGGCGCGCCACCUCGGGCGCCAGGGCCGCAGUACCAGUCCGGGAUGCGUCCGAUGGCUCUGACCGUGACGAAAUGUCCCCGAAAAUUAUUGACAGCAUCUUCCCUUCAGACGACCAGGUAGACACUCAGAUGUCGAGGGAGAGGUCUGGGAAGGAGAGAGCGGGCUCGCUCUUCCACAAGGUCGGUGGUGUGGUUGGGUCGAAGGGCGCCGGCAAGCUGUCGGAGCUGUACUUCCCGAAGGAAGGGCUGAAGAGCAAGGUCGCCCUAAACAUGUUCGACGAGGCGUCGCGCCUGUCGGACGAGAGCGCGGAGGACAGGGGCAGGGAGGGCUCGGACUCGGGGGUGGGCAGGCUGACGUACGAGGACACCCCCGGGGGGGAAGGGGGGGACCCCGGGGCGAAGGCGGGCGCGGACGGACUUCGGGACGAACCCCUGACUCCACAGUGUGCCGGGAAGGACCCGAAUCAGGACCUGGACGACGUGGCGGAGGCUUUGCUGUCGCAGAAAGAGAAGAUGGCGCGAGAGCUGUCGGAGUCGUUGAAGCAACUGGAGAUGGAGCAUGAGGGGCGCAGGGAGGCGGCGAGGUCGGCGCUGGCGCUCAGCGAGCAGCAGGACAAGCAGCAGCUGCUGGCUCAGAUGGAGCAGCGGCUCGCGCUCUUCCGCAGCAGCGUGCAGACCCAGCAGGAGGCCCGGGAGACCGGCCUGAGGGAGAAGAUGGAAGCGGCUUGCGAGAGCGUGCGGGCGGAGCUGGCGACGGACCACCAGCGGCAGAUGGAGCGGCUGCGCUCCGAGUACGAGCAGCGACUGGGGCAGGAGCGGGCAGCUCUCCAGGAGCAACUAGCGGAGAUGGAGCGGGAGCUGGCCAGCAGGCGGGACGCUCUGGACCGCGAGCUGGCGGAGCUGGCGACGGACCACCAGCGGCAGAUGGAGCGGCUGCGCUCCGAGUACGAGCAGCGACUGGGGCAGGAGCGGGCAGCUCUCCAGGAGCAACUAGCGGAGAUGGAGCGGGAGCUGGCCAGCAGGCGGGACGCUCUGGACCGCGAGCUGGCGGAGCUGGAAGCUGUUAGCGCAGAGCAGCUGCGGGCGGCCUCGAGGCGGCUGGAGGAGGAGAGCGCGCGGAGACUGGCUGAGGCGAGGGGGGAGCUGGAGGCCGCGCGCCAGGCACGGCUCCAGGAGCUGAGCGCGGCGCUGGCCGCCGACCUGGAAGCCAAGAGGGCAGAGCUCGCCGCGGCGCACCAGCAGGAGCUGGAGGGCCUGCGGGCGAGCCACGAGGCGGCGGAGCGGGGGCUGCGAGAGGAGCACGUGGUGUCCCUGGAGACCCUGCGCUGCCAGCUGCACCAGGAGGAGGAGGGCAUGAGGCGGGAGCUGGAGGAGCAGCGGGCGCGGCUGGUGCGGGAGCUGGAGGCGGAGCGGGCGCGGGGCCGCACCACCGAGCUCAUAGACAACCAGCCGGACCAGGUCGACAACUGCAGGAUGUUUGAAAAGUUGCGUUGUGAGAAGCGGCUUUUGGAAGACAAGUACCGCUCGCUGAAGGAGAAGUACAUAAGACUGAAGACUGACGUGAAGAUCUCGAUAGAGCGUCGCAAGAAGCGAGACGGGGGGGCCACCACUGGCUCGGAGACGGAUCGCUCGACCUCGCACAAGACUGGCAGAUCGUCCGAGGCAGAAAGGCUGGGCUGCGACAAGCGCGCGAAGAAGCUCUCGCCCGACGGCCUCGCGCUGAUCGACAACAACAACGGCGCUCAGCACGCCACCGGCGCGGACGACCGGCAGCCCACCAUCGCGCCCGAGCCAAAAAACUUGCAUGGCCAGCUGUCGCCUGAGGCUCCCGCAGGCGACAGCGACAACAAGUCAUCUACGUCGUCCAACUACGAGGUCACGCCGCCCAGGUCCAGAGGUAGAUCCGGUGAUGGUAACGCAAACAACCGGCGGCGGCGCCAGCUGUUUGGGCGCCCGCGGCCGUGCUCUGCUGCGACCCGCCCUGGCAUCACCAACAACAGCAACAACGCCAACAACAACGACGGCGGCAGCGUGGACGACCUGGAGGAGGGCUACUCGCCGCUGCUGUCGCCUGUCGAGAACCUGCGGAGGCAGCUGCAGAAGCUAGAGGACCUGGAGGACCAGUUCCCGGCCUCCACGCACACCGACACCUACCUCCGCUACCCGUUCACCGACACUGGGCAGUUUGGCAGCUCGGAGAUGGAGUUCUUCCGGCACCGCAUCCACCUGGAGCGGGACUCUGUGCGCCGGGCCAAGGACUUCCUGCGCGUGCAGCGCGGCAACUUCCUGUCGCGACAGCGCGAGCUGAAGGAGCGCGGGGGCACGCCCGCCCGCAACAUGCUGGACCGGCUCUACCAGGAGGAGAAGGAGCUGACGGACAUGGAGGUGUCGCUGCACCGCACACGCGGCCUGCUGGGGGAGAAGAUCAUCCGGCUGCGACACCUGGAGCAGUCGCUGUACCGCGCCGCGGAGCAGGCAUGCCCCGGCCAGCGUGGCUCUGAGGACCUGACCCUCUCUGACCUGUCCUCGCACAGCGGCAGCUCGGGCUUCAGCAGCACGGAGCUGGGCACUGACGCAGACCGGGUCCCGCUGCCCCGCGAGGACCACUACCAGGAGUCCUCGGAGAUCGUCCAGAGCCUGGAGAACCUCAACUCGGAGAUCCGGGAGAUCUGGGAGGUGCUGCACAAGCAGCAGGAGGGAGCCAGCGUGAAACCAGUGGUGACGUGCGGGGACCUGGCCUGGCCCACGCUGCUGGUGGCCGCUCCCACCCUCUCGGAGCGCGUCUCCGCCCUCAGGCAGCAGGCGCAGCAGAACCUGGCCGCCAUGGGCCGCUUCCCGCCAGCCCCGCGCCCCGCCACGGACCCCGCGCUGGCCGAGCGCGCCCGCUCCCUGCGCCAGUGGCUGCGGCACGCGCGGCUCGACUCUGCCCAGCUCUAGGCCCGAGACGCACGGCUCGACUCUGCCCAGCUCUAGGCCCGAGACGCGCGGCUCCACUCUGCCCAGCUCUAGGCCCUAGACGCGCGGCUACGCUCUGUCCAGCUCUAGGCCCGAGACGCACGGCUCCACUCUGCCCAGCUCUUGGCCCGAGACGCGCGGCUCCACUCUGCCCAGCUCUAGGCCCGAGACGCACGGCUCCACUCUGCCCAGCUCUAGGCCCGAGACGCGCGGCUCGACUCUGCCCAGCUCUAAGCCCGAGACGCGCGGCUCCACUCUGCCCAGCUCUAGGCCCGAGACGCACUGUUCCACUCUGCCCAGCUCUAGGCCCAAGACGCGCGGCUCCGCUCUGCCCAGCUCUUGGCCCGAGACGCGCGGCUCCACUCUGCCCGGCUCUAGGCCCGAGACGCGCGGCUCCGCUAUGCCCAGCUCUAGGCCCGAGACGCGCUGCUCGACACUGUCCAGCUCUAGGCCCGAGACGCGCGGCAGCCCUCUGCUUCGACCUGUGGUGUCUGGCAGUCUUAUAGUGCGGAAAUGGGAAGUCAUGAAACUUCAAUUACCAGCAGCCCUUUACUGGCUUGCAUUUAGCUUUUCUGAUGUCCUGUUUCUUUUUAUAGUUUCACAUUAAAUAUAAAUAUUAUGAGACUGUACACAACAACCAUAUCCAAAUUAUUGCUUAAAAUAAAAGUUUUAAUGCUCUAGCACAAAAUUCUGCACAUACCUACAAAUAAUACACCAAUUUUUAUUAAUUUAUUUAUAUCAUAUAAGGUCCAUAAAUGGUUCACCAGGUAAUUGUAACACCCUGAUUUAGUUCGCUCUUACAGAGAAAUCUCAUUACAACUUAUCCGGAAGAAAUCCUGAAGUUGCUGUGCAUAAUAAAUGAAGUACUUAUUCUGAAUUAUUCUUAAAUUUUGACGCACUUGUUUGGAUUUGAACACAUACAUUUUAAUAGUCAGGUAUUUGUGAUGAGGUUUCACUGUAUGUGCAAUACACAGGUAACCAUUAAUUCUAAGUUAUGUCUUAUGUGAACUACAAUUGACAUUAAAUCAUUUAAAUUUUUGGAAUAAAAUUUAAAGUUAAAAAAAAUUUUUUUUCGUCUAUUGGUUAUAAGGGUAAGUAAUAGUUAGGGAUGUGCAAAGGCCAUUUUUUCAACUUAAAUCAAAGAUCUAAUCUUCAGUGAAGUCAAAGUUAGUAUUACUUGUAUGUUUGGCUACAUUAAGACGUUUCUGUUAGGUAUAUGUUUUAAGUAUACAACAGCUAAUAAGUAAUAAACAUAACAAUUAUUAAAUCUUAUACGAAGAAUCUACACUCUAUCUGUCUCUCUUUCUUUUGCUUCAUGUGUGUUCAGCUUAAAUUAAUUGUUCAAUUUGAACAUUUGAGCACUGGAAAUAGUUGUAUUCUUCUAUGCAUAUAUUGUGAUACAGCAAGGCGAUUGUAACGAACCCUUAGUAGGAUGACUAAACUUGUUGUCGUGCAAGGAUUUGUAGUGCUCUGUCCCUCUUGGACAAUGCACGUGGUCGGGAGAGUGAGACAAACAGAGGGGAGCGACAUUCGUCCGUACAUUAUCAACUUUUCCUGUUGCCGGGUCGAAUAAAACUAAUUGUGUAGGUGAUCAAACGAAAAGGCGAGGCUAAAGCAAGAGUAUAUCGUGUGAGUAUAGCAUCCAGAAGUAAUUGGUUGUAUUUUUUUUUUGUUUAACUUAAGUUUGGGGGGAAAAGAAGAUACGUACACUCUGUUCACAAUAAAGUGAGUCAUUUUCGACCCGAUCCAACUGGUAUCGCUGUCUUAACGCUGUUGCUCUUAGCUGGGCAAAGUACUUUGAAAUGUACCUAUGCCUAUAGGUUGGGCCAAACAGAUUUUUUUUUUAAGAUAAAAGUUUUAACCAUCAUAAUAUAAAUAAUAGACCUGAGGUGUUUUAUUAUAUACAUGUGUAUAGGUAAUGUGGGUCCAGUCAUUAAAUAUAGUGUAUUAUUAUUAUUAUUAUUAUUAAUGGCUGUGUAUGCAUCUCACGACCUUUGUGACGAAUGAUUAUGAUUGGUAUUAAAGGAGGUGAUUGAAUCACGUGUUGAUGAGCUGACAGUCGCGACAUCCCUUCGUAUUAUAUUAUACCUGCAAAGGCCUGCUCCCGGCACGCAGUGAUAUCGCUGGCUUCGGCAGGCCACCGUUCUCGGCACUUCUCUGUCACCAGUUCCACAUAGAUAACGGGUGAUGUAGCUCGGUAAAAUAAUUAUUAAUUUCACCUUGCAUGUGCCACACUUUCUCGUAGACACUUUGGCUUCACUUGCUGAUACCACCAGUCAGCCCUUGAAUUAACUUUUGAGUCAUGUGUGAACGAUUGAAAAUAUUAUGUUAAGUGCUUUGCUGCGUGGAGAUAUUGUACAUUGUCCUUCUCCAUAAGAAAACUAGCUUUAUUUAUUGUGUUCGUUGAAUUUUGUAUGGUUACUUGCAAACAAACAAGUCUUCCCAGUCUUCUGCUCAUGUUAUGUUGAAUUUAGGUUCUAGUUAUCACUGAAAAUGUGUGUUGUGUGGUUUUCUGCGAGAAAGUUACUGUGACAAUAUUUGGUAAUUUUUCUCUUUGUGUGAAACUGUAAAGCAUUUAAGGUGACUUGUCGCCUAAAUGUUUCCUUAAUAAUUUCUAGUUGAAGCCAACCUAUCUCCUUCAUACUACUGUUCUAGUUUAAUAUUGUGGAGUGGGAAUCCUAACAGACAGUAGCCAGCUGAGGCCUUGAAGUGUAACUUUCCAACAUUUCCAGUGAAUACUGUUACCAGGCGACUAAACUUUGAAAGGAAAUAUUUGAGUCGCAACAGCUAAUUGAAGUUAAAACCACAUACAAUACAAUAACUACAUGUCCAUGAGGCACUAACUGAUUCUACUUUCACUAACCCUUAACCAUCGUUAUAUAGCGGAAUAUUAAAAAACAAAUAAUUUUAUAAUGCUCAAGUGUGAAACAAUCUCUUUUAAUUUACUUUCAUUUAUUGUUCAUUUUUUUUUUUUUUUUACAGAAAAGAAAUUCUAGUGCACUAAGUAGCACAUUUAUUUAUAUAUAUAAAUGUGGUGAGAUGCUUGUGAGAAUUUUUUUAUUCCCCAUUGACUCAUUGUUUUGUACUCUAAAUGCCCAAGGAUUGCAUGAAGGGGAGACCACUCAGCAUUGCUGAUGUGUUAUGUCUUUACUAUCUGUAAAGACUGCUUCGCUGCCGCUAAGCUGUUUGGGGAAAACAAUGGCUGAGUGAUAACCAUCAAAUCUGUUGAUGGUUGGUAGUUUUAAAACUGAAAAAUAGAUUUAAAAGCUACUCGUAUUUUAAAGAAUAAAAUUGAAACUGUUUGUUUGCUGUGGUAUAUAGUCAUAGGAGGAGGCUGUUUGUUUGCACGGAGUAAAGUGGCAGUUCAGGGCCUCGGCUCGUUUGUCGUGUCAGGAGAUUGUGCACACUCGAGUCUAGUUCUCCGUGUGGCCGUGUGCUUAUUCCAGUGUGAGAACUAUCAACUACCGACAAUACGAGAUUACCUUUUGUAAAGUUACAUUUGUUUGAAGCUUUUCAAUAUUGCACUCACAGUAUAUUGUAUUUAAAAUUUAACCUUAAACUUAUUUUCUCAAUAUACAUCAAAGAUAAAAAAAUUUAGGACUCUAAUAUGCUCUGUCUGCAAGGGUAUAGGUAAACCAGUCCAUUAACAUGAAAACUAAGAUUUUAAGUACUGGUGCUGUAACUAUCAAACCGACAUACCAAAAUUGUGAGACAUUCGAAAUGGUUUUCAAUUCAUUGCUCUAGAUCCGUGGUGUCAGAACAAGACUUAGCACGGUCUGGUGACUGAUCGUAGCUAUAGCGUCGGCCGACAAAGUUAUGGCCGCUUGCCUAUUUGUUUGAAAAAAGUACCGUGUGUUUAGCUAGCUGACGUGAUUAUUUAGUAAUAAGUUUUUGUGAACUGUACCUGUUGGUGAGGAAAAAAAUUACAUGUGUCAAAUUAAUUAUUGUUUGUUGUGUCUAGGAGUUUAGUUGAGGUUCCAGUUGUUUUUCGCUGGUAGAAUCUCAGCCCUCCACUUACAACUGCGUCGUCUCGUGUUUAUAUAUUGUGACGUGCACAAGUAAAUACAUCCAACUUCGAAAGUAACAUUCUUCACUUAGAGCUGGUUUGAAGUAUAACAACUGCUACGUUGUGGUCUGCCCAGUUCGUAGCACAGUUUAUUUCAUGUGAACAUUUUGUUAGCAAAUAUAUAAUUACUGGUUAAAUUUGCAUGUGCGUAAAUAAUAGCUGUGGUGGCAAACGUUACAAGUUUUCAAAAAUAAAAUAAUGUAUAAUGUUGUGAUCAGUGCAUGUGUUUAACUUCCAUAAGCAGUACCGUAUUACAUAGUUAAUUUAAAUUUUUUUUACCAUAAAAAAUUGUAACAUUUUAGGCGCCUAUCAAUUUAUUAUCCUGGAACAAGAUUACUUCAAGAGGCAGAUAUUUUUGCUUUCAUGAGUAUUUUACCUAAAUAUUGCAUGUUGUGUGCCAUAAAAUAGGGUAAAUAGAAACUGUCUGCCCUAAGAAUCAUUAUGCAUAUCUUUAGUUUAGAUUGUUAUAUUUUGUAAGUUAUUUAUCUUUAUUAUUUAGAGUGAAUUUAAGAUUCUUGAGCAGACUGUUUAUAUUCACCCUUUUGUUUAUAUUUGCCCCGUUUGACGGUACUGUUCAGUCGCACAAUUUUGAAGUCGAUUUGUGUUAUGAUCUCAAGAGUUCAUAUUUUUUGCUGUCAAAUAGUUUUUUUUUUUUUUUCUUGUGUCUUGGUAGAAAAUAUAAGAAAGAUUGCAGACAGCUGUUUUAUAGAUCUUCCUAUCCUUCACUUUUUUGUCUCAACUCCACUCGUUUAGGUGAUAAAAUCUGUAAGUAGCUUUUAGCAGUUGAUUCUAACAUGUGUGUUUGUACAAGAAUGUGAAGUAUUAAUGUUCAAAUGGGACUGCAAUCAAUUUUAUCACAGUAUACUAAAUAUAAGCUUUAAAAACACAUCUUGAUGACUUCUGUAAAUAACAAAUGAUAAAUAGGGUAGCAAUUUCCGAUCAUUUAACAACUUGCACACAUUUUUGAAAAUAUCUUCAAUAUUCUUAAAAAUAUAACAUUUUACUGUUAUCAUUUCUAGCGAUGUGAAAAUGUUGUGGCGUUGACUGGAUAUAUGCUCUUGAGGUAGUAAAACCGAUAUCUUGCCGGUAACAAAGUGCUGACAACUUUGUCAUUGCACUGUAUUCGACUAGUCAUUUGUAUCUCCAGUUGUGAGUUGACAAUGUUCCUCAUGUUAUAAUUCCAAUGUUAAUUGAUUCACAGCUGUAUAUUUUAACUUGCUGUAUUAUACUGUGUAAGCAUGUGUACGUCUUAGGGUACUCCUCACUGGGAUCGUGAGAAGGUUGUAGAGGAUGCAGUCCGCUGAAACGCGAACUUGCGGACGAUGGGUGCUCGUGCGAACGUUGUUCCCGUGACGGAGUGAGACGUCGUACAGUGCCGAGACUGUCUCGAGUCUCCUGCAACGCACCAGCCUGCGGUAGUCGUAGUUGCCCAGUCGUCCUGACACUUCCCGUCCACUCGACUGCCCGCGAGGUGUCUGCUCGUCUGCCGACACCUGGUUGUGUCCCUUGAGCUCUUACGAGUGCGUAAUGCACGAAUUACUAUGUAAUUGUGGAAGUUAAUACGAGACACAUGUUGACCCCUCAUCUUGCAUUUGUACAUGAAACUGAAACAAGGCAUUACUUCUAUUACUAUUUAAAGUGCACUUGAAUCCUUAGGAUUGUACGUGAUGUAAAAAAAAGUUAACUUUGUAUUGCCAUAUUUGUUAUGAAAUUUAUUUUUUUUUUGAUUAUGAGAAAGCAUGUUGAAGGAUGAUUACGGCAGUAUAAUACAGGCACCGAUAAUAAUAUAAUUACGAAAUAAUGAACAAAAAAUUUUUUUUCAAUCUUUGUAAAUAAUCGUGAUUGAAGUACAUUCUGAAAAAUGUAAUUUAACUUUUUAAAGCAUUAUUUUUGUAAGUUUUUAUUUAUAAAUGCUUUAACUUUAAUGGUGCCUUUUAAUUUUAUGUGCUGUUAGACUUCAUUUUUACAUGCUGUUAGAUAAUAUUCAGUAUUAAUAAUUGGUUUCAUCCAACGAAGUGGGACAAUCAGUAGCUGAAUGCAUAUGAAUAUGGGUGCAUGUUUAACAGCAAGGAUGCAUACAUAUCGAUCCGUGUUAAGUUCGGCGUGGAACAUCAGCAACCAAUCAGUCUGCAGACACCUCGCUGCAGCCCCUGUAACUACACCAGUCGCUUUGUUCUUGCGUGUAGUACGUAUCUUAAAUCCUGACUGCGUUCUUGUGCUCUCACAUUUCUUCCAUUGUCCUAGCCACAAGAGCAUAGCGACAUCCUCUCUCAUACUCUCGUAUUGUACUUGGUCUUAUCGCUGUGAUAUAGUUAUUGUAAAAACGUUCUAGAUUGUGAUGCAGUUUGCAAACCCAUUCUUAUUGAGUUUGUUCUUUUUGUAGUUAUUUAUCUUGUAUAUUAUGAUUAAACUUAUUUAAUUUAAACUAGCAUUUGGUUUUAUUGUAGUUCUUUGCAACUAAUGUGUUUUGCAGCAGUCAUGAG
This is a messenger RNA of Bacillus rossius redtenbacheri, 10936 nucleotides long. RefSeq lists its product as uncharacterized. Bases 290 to 4369 code for a protein of 1359 amino acids. The record is from RefSeq and is a predicted model, not a curated record. The transcript has 21 exons. NCBI's taxonomy places the organism in Eukaryota, Metazoa, Arthropoda, Insecta, Phasmatodea, Bacillidae. Gene Ontology annotation, molecular function: protein binding.